Exophiala oligosperma is the source of this 1430-nucleotide messenger RNA. RefSeq lists its product as uncharacterized. Gene Ontology annotation, cellular component: ribosome. Gene Ontology annotation, biological process: translation; ribosomal small subunit assembly. Gene Ontology annotation, molecular function: rRNA binding; structural constituent of ribosome; mRNA binding. The coding region runs from base 99 to 1166 and encodes 355 amino acids. The transcript is spliced from 3 exons. NCBI's taxonomy places the organism in Eukaryota, Fungi, Ascomycota, Eurotiomycetes, Chaetothyriales, Herpotrichiellaceae. The record is from RefSeq and is a predicted model, not a curated record.
CUCGUAUCUUGCGUCGGUCUUUGAGCUUUACAAGAAAUCCAUGACUCUCCAAUGCGUCUUGUGAAACUCGUUUCAAGACAUCACACACAGAGCCCACCAUGCCGCCCCGAUUACAUCUCUUCACCUCCCGGUCGGUGACGUUGAGACCGAAGACCUCGGCGCCGCCCAAAUCCUUCGCUCGAGCGGCCCUGCAACGACGGACGGCAAGCGAUGAUGCGUCGAAGAAACCCGCAACCACCCCAGUCGGCCCCGACACGCAAGGUCCAACGGUGGACCAGUUGCCACACGUAACGGAGGAGCAAGCGGCGUUGGACAAGUCUAUGGGAGAAAACCCGCCAGAUAUCGAGCAGGGAACACCAGUCCAGGAGAUCCUGAAAAGAGACAAAGACGCACAAGAAAAGGCCCCAAAGGUUUUGAAGGACGACUUGAAAAGAACCUCGCCGCCCGGUACACGGUCAUACUCGACUGCGGUGGAGAGACCGUUGCCGUCACAGCACAACCCGAGGGUCGAGUUUCGCGACAUGCAAGUCGUCGGCCUGGAUUACCCUGACGCCGGGUUCGGUCAUAAAUUUGUUUUACCCGACAUUCAAGCCAUGACGAAGUUGGACAAUUUUCGAAAGCGAUACGACCCGGUAGUCGACCAAGUCACGAAGAGUAUCAUGAGGCACGGGAAGUUGAGUAAAGCGCAAUCUAACAUGACCACCAUUCUCGACAUUUUACGGACUGCUCCUGUCCCCUCUGCCGCCGGGAACGAACAGAGCAGUACCGGCACCGAACGAUCCUUGGUGUCUACCGUGCCCCGUGAAGCGCUCCCUCUCGAACCGAUAAAGUACCUCACGGCAGCAAUCGACUCGGUGGCACCACUCAUCAAGAUCCGACAACAAAAAGGCAUCAUGGGUGGUGGCGCGAGUUUGCCCCUUCCCGUACCGUUGGGUCUACGACAGAGGAGACGGACGGCGAUACAAUGGAUCCUCUCGGCCGCGGAGAGCAGAAGAGAACUCACUUUGGCCGAGCGAGUUGCCAAAGAAAUCAUCAAUGUCGCCGAGGGUAGAAGUUCUGCGUGGGAGAAGAGACAGAGAGUACACAGGCUCGCCAUCAGUGCAAGGGCCAACAUCAGAAUUGCCGCUGGUGGGAGAAGAAUCAAGAAGAAGGCAGGUUCACGUUAGGCCCGUUUGGAUACUGUGGGGGUUUGGUUCUGAGUAUGAUAUUGAGUGAUCAUGUCAUGGUCGUUCAAUGGUUAUCACCGACUUGACAAUCAUUGAUUUGACGUGCAGGGGGGGGAUUUGAAGGUUGCCUUAUUAUGACAAAAGAACACCAAUGGAGCGCGAGAGAGAGACCCAUGGAGGACUCUGGCUUGAAAGACCAAUAUUGUAUUAUACAUGAUUACCAAAAAUAUAAAAAUCGAAAACCAUGUACUUGCUUGUGAUGCG